Mercenaria mercenaria is the source of this 3655-nucleotide messenger RNA. RefSeq names its product DNA polymerase iota-like. The record is from RefSeq and is a predicted model, not a curated record. Bases 1189 to 3492 code for a protein of 767 amino acids. Gene Ontology annotation, molecular function: damaged DNA binding; DNA-directed DNA polymerase activity. Gene Ontology annotation, biological process: translesion synthesis. NCBI's taxonomy places the organism in Eukaryota, Metazoa, Mollusca, Bivalvia, Venerida, Veneridae. The transcript is spliced from 9 exons.
UUGGUCCUAAAGUUUCAUUUUUUACAAGGAUCGUUAAGCGAAAGCAAGUCACAUUACAAGGUGUUAUCACGGACAGUUAUUCUCAUUACCACCUCACUGAAAAUCGUUGACAUGAAUACAUUGCUCAGUAAUUUGGUCAUAGUUCAAUAUUUUCGAAUUAUUUAUAGGAAAUAAAUUACCAAAACAGUCAUAAUACGUUCGUUUCACAUAAUUAUUAGUAAAUUUGCUCUAAAUAUAAUGUAUUUUGAGAAGAUUUGGGUGUAUUUGGGUAAGAUUUGGGUAUAUUUGGGUUUUUCGUGCGGCCGCUAUUUUCGACCACAACCUAUUUCCGACCGCCUAGGACUUUGUAUGAUAAAAAUCUUAAAUUACAAGCCAAAUUUAUCAGUUGUGAUUGUUUCACUGUUUAGAGCAGAGACAGAACAUGUUAGGAACAUAUUCUCCUUCAGAUUUGGUACUUGGAAGUUUAUAUAAAUUCUUUUUACCUUAUGUAGCAGUACCAUGUUUUCAUGAGGUUUUUCUUAUUACCAAAAAACCUGCAUCUUUCCUUGUCUACUACCAUAUCAGUAUUUAUAUAUCUUUUGCACUAAAUGUUUAUUGCUUAACACAUGCUUACUACCAGAAUUGUGAAGCAUACUAUUAUUAAAUUAUUUUGACAAUGCAAUCAUGAUGCCUGUCCUUGCAACAAUUUUCUUCAUUUUAAGCAAUUUGAAAUAUUUGGAAUGUCAAAAGCUUAGCAAUUAUAUAAAACAUUGUCAUCUGUGACAGCUAUCAAUGUAGCAGAUGUGACACCCUGGUUCUCUGGAGUAAUUGAGCACAUGAUAUAGUUCUUUAGAUAAUGCACUAAAUUUUGGCUGCCAUUUACUUUACCCUACCCCCUGUAAUUUAGGUGCCAAUUUAGGCAAGUGUACCUACAGUGUAUUGAUCUGCCAUGUUGGUUUUGGUGUUUGUUGCCAGACUUGAAUUUUGGAUGUUCUAUGUUUGCCAUGUUGUAGUGAAACUACAGUAAAAGUUUAGUGCGAUUUCAUUUUGCUGGAAGGAAAAUACCACCUGUGGUCGAAUUUAGGUUGUAAAUUUUCAGCAUGACUUCCUACUGAUGGCUUUCAAAAUCAUCAUGCCAGGGAAUCGAUUGAAAAUCACUCACAUGUUAUACUGCACAUAGACAUAGACUGUUUUUAUGCUCAAGUGGAAAUGCUUAGAAACCCAGAAUUGAGGAAUAAACCACUAGGUAUUCAACAGAAGUAUAUUAUUGUGACAUGUAACUAUGUUGCUAGAGAACGGGGACUCACCAAACUAAUGACCAUUAAAGAUGCUCGAGAGAAAUGUCCAGACCUGGUCCUUGUUAGUGGAGAGGACCUGACGAAUUACAGACACAUGUCUUAUAAAAUUUCAAAUUAUCUACAGAAAUACUGCCCACUGGUUGAAAGACUGGGUUUUGAUGAGAACUUUUUAGAUAUCACAGAGCUUGUGAAUGACAGAAUAAACUAUCAAAGUGUUCGUUGUCCUACGGACAUGAAAGGUCAUGUGUACAUGUCAGAUAGUCAUGCCAAAGGAACUUGCACGUGUGGUUGCCGGGAACGACUGGCUGUUGGUUCACAUAUUGCUGAAGAGAUUCGAGCUGGUCUCCUUAAGGAGCUCGGCAUUACCUGCUGUGGCGGGAUCGCCCAUAACAAACUUUUGUCGAAACUGGUCGCUGGGACUUACAAACCUAACCAACAGACAACACUGUUUCCAGAUAAAGUGAACAUCCUGAUGUCAAGUCUGAACAGUGUUCGCAGCAUUCAAGGUAUUGGUCACACAACAGCAAGACGGUUGAAGGAGCUUGGUGUAGUCACUGUCACAGAUCUACAGAAUGCUGAGACAUCAGUUUUAGAUGAGGAGUUUGGACAUACAUCAGUGGAAACAAUGAAGAAGCUGUGUAUAGGCGUAGAUGAUAGCCCUGUAAUAGCAUUUGGUCUUCCUCAGACAUUGAGUGAUGAGGACUCUUUCAAGAAGUGCAGUGACAGUGAGGAUGCCAAGGCAAGAAUGAGGCCAUUGAUAAAUAGUUUAUUACAAAGGCUUCUAGAAGAUGGAAGAAGACCCCAAACACUUCGCCUGAGUGUUAGAAAAAUGUUAGAGACAAACAGAUACAGCAAUCGUGAGAGUCGUCAGUGCAAUAUACCGCCUUCUCUUUUCAACAAGUUCUCGGCGGACAACAUGGCACACACAAGCAUUCAGCUGGAAGCUUUGGCAUACAGUUUAUUCACAAAGAUGGUGGACAUUAAAUCUCCAUUUCACUUAACACUGAUAAAUGUUGCCUUUGCUAAGCUCGAGCAGAAAUCUUCAAAUGAUAUUUCUAACUUCUUUUCUCCAAAGAAAAGCCCAAACUCAAGAAGUACCGCGCAGUGUAGUAGCAGAAAAGAAGACUGUGAUCCGUCAAUCAAGGUACAAAGUACACCAUUCGAACUGAAGACCAAAUCUAGCAAGUCAGAACCAGAAAAUAACAGUAGCCCUCACAGAUCUGCAAGUACGAAAAGUGUAUCUGGUAUUCAGAAGUGGCUUGUAAAACAACCAGCAGGCAAUGAGUCAAAUUAUAAAGAUUUAUUUGACUUGGCCACAAAUUCAGCUAAUACAGAAGACUGCCGCAAAGAUGCAGACACACUUGAUGUGUAUGAAUCUAUUCACAGAAAUAGAGCUCUAAAAAGACAGUCAGUUGACAAUAGUUGUGAUGCAACUGAAGAAAACUUUACAAAAAGAAAACGUUUAAGUGUCUCAGAUGGUUCUGGAAACCCUGACCUACCAUCAAAUUUCACUGAAUUACUACCACCUGAUUUAGAUAGAAGUGUUUUCUUGGAACUUCCACAUCAUAUUCAGAAAGACAUUCUGGCUAAUGCAGCCACUUACCAUGAUUCUAACAAACUGAAACCAGGCACACCAGCUCAAGCAACAAAUUUAAAUAAAGGCAUUCCAAAAACAAGCGUAGUGAUGCCUAGUGCAUGCUCGCCUACACUCGAUAAUGAAGAAAUAGGCAAAACUCGAAAUGUGCAUUCAGAAACAAAAGUAAUUACAAAUAAUGUAAAGAUAAUUAAUCAUACAAGCAGUAGUGAAACUGAAGUUGAACAUGUUGCUGAAGAUGAAAGAUCAAAAACUUGUAGAUUAUUUAAGAAAAGCAGUGUAAAUAGAAAAGAUGUGGUCCAGGAUCAGCAAAGUUUGAGGUAUUUGGGUAAAAAUUACGUAAAGGCACAGCAACAAGACGGCUGCACUUCGGGCAGGCAAUCUGAAGGCCAUUUAGAGAAUAACCCUGAAGAAGUUUCAGUUCCAGAUGGUAUAGAUCAUGCAGUGUUUGCUAGUUUACCUCCAGAAAUUAAAGAAGAAUUGAUCAGACAGUGGAAAAUUGAAAAACCAAGGAAGGGAGUUAACUCGGGGAAAUCAAAAAGUCCAGAUAAACAUUACUUUAAGUCUCCAAAACCAUCUGCCUCUAAUAGCAUUACAGAUUACUUUUCAAAGAGAACAUAAGUAAAAAUGUAUACAUGUUAACCGGAUUUAACGUAGUACUAUAUAGGCACUGAAGUUUUAUAUUAUAAAAUAUUUCUGUUUAUAUGUAGAGUAAACUGUUAAGGUAUUUCUGCUCUUUGAAUUGAUCUAUGUUGUUUUUCAAAAUAUGAUAACUUACUGAAGC